CAUAGAUAAAGAUAAAAAUUAAAAAUUAAAAAAAAAAAUGGCGGAGGUGGGAAGCAUCCAGAAUCUUGUAGCUGCUAGGCAGUUGUUGGAGUGUAGCUUGGAGAAAUCAAGAGCUUAUGCUUCUGAGCUAGACGAGAUGGGGCUAAGAUUGGAAAUGAUUAGCCAAAGAUUGCCAUCCUUGGAAGCCGCAGCAAGAUCCAUCUCUGUGCAAAAGAGUGCAUGCAGAGACCAUAUUGAUCCUGCCAUGGCACCUGCUGCCGCAGUUCUGAAGGUCUUUGACACGGCUCUUGCGCUUGAGAAGUCACUCUUGUCUCACAAAUGUUCUGAUGAUCUCUUCAACUACCUCUCACUCAUGAAACGGCUUGAACAAGUAUUGAGAUUUCUUGCUGAUAAUUGCGGGCUAGCAAUCAAGUGGUUGGAGGGCAUAAUUGAAGACAUGGAGGACAAUGCAAGCACCAACGUGAAGAAAUGUUUGGGAAUUCUACAAGAGUUGCAGGCCAAAGAGGAAUGUUCGGGAGUUCUUAGUGCCGCAUUCGAAAAGCUAGAAAUUGAAUUCAAGAGACUUGUGACAGAAAACAGCGUACCUCUUGCUUUGGCAACCUCCAAUCCCAAUAUUGCUUCUUCAUGCUCUGGCUUGCCAGCGCCUACCAUACAGAAGAAGCUGCAGGCAAUAGUUGAAACAUUAAAUUCCCAUAACCAACUCGGGAUGUGCAUAUCUGUAUAUGUUGACGUUCGGAGUUCAAACGCCAAACAGAGUUUACAAGCUCUUGGUUUGGAUUACCUUGAGAUGUCCAAAUUUGAUGAUCACAUAGAGCAAUGGAGUAAGCAUUUGGUGUUGGCUGUGAAGCACCUAUUUGAGCUCGAGUAUAGACUGUGCCGUGACGUCUUCAAGAAUAUAGGAGGAGGACCAGAUGUUGGAAUGAGAUGCUUUGCAAAGAUCGCUGCUCAAUCUGGCAUCCUUGCAUUUCUGCAAUUUGGGAAACAUGUUACUCAAAGUAACAAGGAUCCCAUCAUGCUCUUGAAGCUGUUGGACAUGUUCGCUUCUUUGGACAAUCUGAGAAUAGAUUUCAACCGGCUUUUUGGUGGAGAAGACUGCACUGAAAUCCAAAAACUGACAAGGGAUCUCGUGAAAAGGAUUGUUGAUGGUGCCUGCCAGAUUUUUUGGCAACUUCCUCUCCAAGUGGGAUUGCAAGGGCGAAGUUCUCCUCCUUCAGAUGGCAGUCUUCCAUGGCUGGUGAGCUCUGUAACAAGCUAUUGUAAUCAGCUGCUAGGUGAUGAGUACAGGCCACUCCUGGCCCAGGUUCUUGUGAUCCAUCACAGCUGGAAACAAGAGAGUUAUGAAGAGGGUCUUAUUUCCUACCAGGUGUGUAAAAUAAUGAAAGAAAUCGGGCUAAAUUUGGAUCGAUGGUCCAAGGACUACGAGGAUAUCUCCUUGUCAUAUCUGUUCAUGAUGAAUAAUCACUGCCAUUUUUGGAAUCUCAAAGGCACCAAGCUUGGGGAGGUGAUGGGAGAUUCUUGGUUAACGGCACAUGGGCAAUACACAGAUUAUUAUGCAGCACUCUACUUGAGGGAGAGCUGGGGAAAUGUUGUGACACUGGUAGUAACCCAAAAGGGCGCUGGUCAAGACUUGGUCAAGAAAAGGCUCAAGGCAUUCAAUGAGGCUUUUAAUGAAAGGUAUAAGAAGCAAUCCAAGUGGAUCAUCCCCAACGAAAACUUGAGGAAGAAAGUGUGCCAACAUCUACAGCAAGCAAUUCUACCUGUUUAUGGGAGCUACAUGCAAAAUUACAGGCUUUUGGUUGAACAAGAUGAUGCUACACCCUGCCCCAGCAAGUACGUGAAAUACAGCGUGCAAAAUUUGGAGAAAUUGCUGAGCUGUAUGUUCCAGCCAACGCUUAGUAAUGGAGACUUGGUGGAAUACACUGCAUCGGCAUGGAGUUUCGGGAAGAUACUCAACUCUCUGUUCCCGCUGAAGCAGAUAAGAAAGUAUGGCAGCACCAAACACGCACAGUGGAUGAACAGAAUCACUCUUACUGCUAUUUGACACCUUCAUUUUUGUUUGAAUUCUAAAUACACAGCACAAACAUAAUUUUCAGUACCGAAAACAAGAUCUGAUCUACUUCUCACAGGGAUAAUAGAGCGAUGCCCACAAUAUUCACGCUCUAAAUUCAACACGCCGACAGAAAACAAGACAGAUUUACUAUGGGUGCCCCUUAAUUUACUACAUCCCCCACUCGCACAUAGUGGGCACGACCCAGCCAUGCAUCCAUCUCUAUACCUAUUUUCAAUCAUGUUCAUAUUGGCUAAUAGACUGUGCGACCAUCAAGCACACCUUCAUAAAAGGUUGU
This is a messenger RNA of Alnus glutinosa, 2345 nucleotides long. Its product is annotated as exocyst complex component EXO70A1-like. The transcript has a single exon. Gene Ontology annotation, biological process: exocytosis. Gene Ontology annotation, molecular function: phosphatidylinositol-4,5-bisphosphate binding. Gene Ontology annotation, cellular component: exocyst. The record is from RefSeq and is a predicted model, not a curated record. Bases 38 to 2041 code for a protein of 667 amino acids. NCBI's taxonomy places the organism in Eukaryota, Viridiplantae, Streptophyta, Magnoliopsida, Fagales, Betulaceae.